CCCGAGCAGGCGCCGUGGAGCCUGACUGUCAUCGUCACGCCGCUGCUCGUGUCGGCUGACCUGCCCCGGUGAGUGCGGCCCUCUGUCACCUUCACUGGAACACUGCCACCGCCUCGGGGGCGGGGAGGAGAAUCAAAUUCACAAUGGGUCAUACUAAUUUGGAAAAUAUUGUCGAUCUACAAAAGAAUACUGCCAACAUCCGGAAUAUCUGUAUUGUAGCUCAUGUGGACCAUGGAAAAACCACAUUAGCUGAUAGCCUUAUUGCUAGCAAUGGGAUCAUUUCUAAUCGACUUGCAGGAAAGUUGCGGUACAUGGACAGCCGAGAAGAUGAGCAGCUCCGUGGAAUCACAAUGAAAUCCAGUUCUAUUUCAUUGCAUUUCACUAUGGAUAAUCAAGAAUACCUUAUUAACAUGAUAGAUUCUCCUGGCCAUGUGGAUUUUUCCUCUGAAGUAUCGACUGCUGUGCGUGUAUGUGAUGGUGCUGUUGUGGUAGUUGAUGUUGUUGAAGGUGUUUGUCCUCAGACGCAAGCAGUGUUACGCCAGGCUUGGUUGGAAAAUAUUCGUCCAGUUUUAGUAAUUAACAAAAUAGAUCGACUGAUAAUUGAACUAAAAUUGACUCCAUUUGAAGCUUAUAUUCACUUACAAAAGAUUCUAGAACAGGUAAAUGCAGUGACUGGGAGUCUGUUUACUUCAAAAGUAUUGGAAGAGAGAGCAGAGAUGGGAGUAACAGAAAAAACUAGUUCAGACACGAAGAGCAGUGAACAUUUCUAUGACUGGAGUGCUGGCCUGGAAGAAACAGAUGAUUCGCAUCUUUACUUUGCCCCCGAUCAGGGAAAUGUGGUAUUUGGAAGUGCUAUUGAUGGCUGGGGUUUCAGAAUUGAACAGUUUGCCCAGAUAUACAGCCAGAAGGUGGGUAUUAGUGCACAAGUGUUGCUGAAAACUCUCUGGGGUGACUACUAUCUGAACACAAAGGCAAAGAAGAUAAUGAAAGGAGCACAGUCGAAAGGUAAAAAACCCCUCUUUGUACAGUUAGUGUUGGAAAACAUCUGGAGUCUGUAUGAGUGUGUCGUUGUCAGAAGGGACAAAGAGAAGAUUGAUAAGAUUGUAAAUUCAUUGGGUCUAACCAUCCUACCUCGUGAUUCACGCCACACGGAUUCUAAAGUACACCUCAAUGCCAUUUGUACUCAAUGGCUUCCCAUUUCCCAUGCUGUGUUGUCAAUGGUAUGUAACAAGCUCCCCAGCCCUUUGGAUAUUGCUGCAGAACGGGUUGAAAAACUCAUGUGUGUUCGAAGCCGUAGAUUCGAUUCACUGCCUCCGCAAAUUCAAGCCCUCAGACGAGCAUUUCUUGAAUGCAAGAGUGAUGAGACAGCCCCAGUGAUUGUGUUUAUUUGCAAGAUGUUUGCAGUUGAUUCCAAGGCUUUGCCCCAAAAUAAGUUAAGACCCUUGAGUCAAGAAGAGAUAGCUCAGCGACGGGAGCAGGCCAGAAAAAGGCAUGCAGAAAAACUUGUAAAUCAGAUGCAGAAGUUGGAACAAAACCCACCUGAGAAGACUGUUGAGAUCUCCCCAAUGAACGCAAACUCAAAAGACAUGCACGUAGAGAGUCAGAUGGAGCAGGCAGAUCUGACUACUUGCUUACAGGAGAGUCAACAGAAAGAGCACUUCAUUGCGUUCGCUCGAGUAUAUAGUGGAACAAUUCGUAGAGGGCAGAAACUGUUUGUGCUAGGACCAAAGUAUGACCCUUCAGAAGCUUUAACCAAGUUGCCAGAGAGAUGCUCACCGAAUGAUGACCUGUCAAUCCCACACUUGGCUUGUUGUACAGUGGAGGACUUGUUCCUGCUCAUGGGAAAGGAAUUGGAGAAUGUAGAAGAGGUACCAGUUGGCAACGUCCUCGGUAUCGGAGGCCUAGAAGAUUACGUCUUAAAAUCUGCUACAUUGUCAACUUCCCCUGUAUGUCCACCAUUUACACCUCUGAACUUUGAGGCGACUCCUAUUGUACGGGUUGCUGUGGAACCAAAGCAUCCAAGUGAGAUGCCACAGCUGGUGAGAGGGAUGAAGCUGCUUAACCAGGCUGAUCCGUGUGUGGAAGUGUUAGUCCAAGAGACUGGAGAGCACGUGUUAGUAACUGCUGGAGAGGUCCACCUGCAGCGAUGCUUGGAUGACCUCAGAGAAAGGUUUGCGAAAGUUGAAAUCAGUUCAUCAGCACCAAUCGUUCCAUUUAGGGAGACUAUCAUUCGCCCACCAAAGGUGGACAUGGUAAAUGAAGACAUAGGAACACAACAAAAGAUUGCUGUUAUUCACCAAAAGAAGGAGGAUCAGAAUAAAUAUCCUGAAGGUGUCAUUGUGGAUUCCGAUGGCCUUGUGACCUUGAACACACCUAACAAGUUGUCCAUUCUCAGUGUGAGAGCCAUGCCACUUCCUGAAGCAGUGACACAGUUGCUGGAAGAAAGCAGUGAUCUGAUUCGUACAAUAGAGCAGUUCAAUCUGUCAGUAAAAGAAGGCAGAGAUACACAGGAGAUCAAUCCGACAACACUUGAGGCCAUCCAAAAGUUCAAACAAAAGCUGGAAGAGAAUUUUGUUGGUCGAAAAUGGAGAAAUGCAGUUGACCAAAUUUCAUCAUUUGGACCACGCCGUUGUGGCCCUAAUAUUUUACUAAAUAGAUUGGAAAGUUAUCAUAGGCCAUCCAUGUGGCAGUGUCUUGAUAAAACCAGGAAGGACUUGGGGACAUACAAGGAUUUUGACAAUAGUAUAAUCAGUGGAUUUCAGUUGGCGACUCUGUCAGGUCCUGUGUGUGAAGAGCCUCUGAUGGGUGUUUGCUUCACUUUAGAAAAGUGGGACAUGAGUAAAGUGCAACAGCUAGUUCAAACACAUAACCAAUCUUUGACAGAGGGACAAAUAACAAAGGUUGAGGAGUUGCAGGAGCAAGUAACUUCAAAUGAAAAUAUCCUUUCUGAAUUGGAGCCUAGAAUGGAAAAGCCAGCAAGACCAGGCGAUCAGAUUCAGGAGAGUCAGACUCCAGCAGAAAGUGUGGCGGAUAGUCUGUGUAACUCGGAAGCCAAGCUUACAGAUUGCUAUGGUCCUUUCUCAGGCCAGCUCAUCGCCACAAUGAAAGAAGCUUGUCGUUUUGCAUUCCAGGCACGACCUCAACGGCUCAUGGCAGCAAUGUACACGUGUGAGAUAAUAGCAACUGCAGAAGUAUUAGGUCGGGUCUAUGCGGUCCUUUCAAAGCGUACAGGCCGGGUGUUGCAAGAGGAGAUGAAAGAAGGGACUGAAAUGUUCAUCAUUAAGGCCAUUUUGCCAGUUGCAGAGAGCUUUGGCUUCGCUGAUGAAAUCCGGAAGCGGACAAGUGGCCUAGCCAGCCCACAGCUGGUGUUCAGUCACUGGGAGGUAAUUCAGAGCGACCCCUACUGGGUUCCGACAACAGAAGAAGAGUACUUGCAUUUUGGAGAGAAGGCUGAUACAGUAAACCAGGCAAACAAAUACAUGAAUACCGUGCGCAAACGGAAAGGGCUGUAUGUAGAGGAAAAGAUUGUUGAGCAUGCUGAGAAGCAGAGAACCCUCAGCAAAAAUAAAUAACUGCUUCAGAAUAUAAA
This is a messenger RNA of Hemiscyllium ocellatum (epaulette shark), 3589 nucleotides long. RefSeq names its product elongation factor like GTPase 1 (gene efl1). The coding region runs from base 144 to 3572 and encodes 1142 amino acids. Gene Ontology annotation, biological process: cytosolic ribosome assembly. NCBI's taxonomy places the organism in Eukaryota, Metazoa, Chordata, Chondrichthyes, Orectolobiformes, Hemiscylliidae. The record is from RefSeq and is a predicted model, not a curated record. Gene Ontology annotation, molecular function: GTP binding; ribosome binding; GTPase activity. Gene Ontology annotation, cellular component: ribonucleoprotein complex; cytosol. The transcript is spliced from 20 exons.